Messenger RNA from Oncorhynchus kisutch (coho salmon), 6419 nucleotides. Its product is annotated as alpha-mannosidase 2-like. Bases 809 to 4273 code for a protein of 1154 amino acids. Gene Ontology annotation, molecular function: carbohydrate binding; alpha-mannosidase activity. The record is from RefSeq and is a predicted model, not a curated record. Lineage: Eukaryota; Metazoa; Chordata; Actinopteri; Salmoniformes; Salmonidae. Gene Ontology annotation, biological process: mannose metabolic process; protein deglycosylation; N-glycan processing. Gene Ontology annotation, cellular component: Golgi membrane. The transcript has 22 exons.
CAUCUGGAACACUGUCUCUCUUUUUGAAUUCCAAAUGUUGAAAAUAUGAACGAGAUCAUGUAGUAGUGAAGCUGGCAUUUGGAGAGCCGUUAAACAUCAGGAGCGGGUGCUGAACAUGCCCAUGCAGCUGUUUUAACAAGUAUCUAAAUGAGUGCUUCUGGAGUUAAUGGCCAACUUUUCGCUACACCAAUGAAUGAUUGGAGUGGAGACGAAUUUCUGGAAAAUGCAAUAGCUGAAUAUGAUAGGAACUAGGAAGGGCAAGGAAUGCAAACCUAUGGAUUUGGAAACGUUCCAUACGCGUUGUGCUCUGGUCUAAAAACUCAUCCCCCUCUUUACCUGUGCGUCCCAAAUGAUAAAAGUUGUGAGUCGGUAGGCGGCGCACGUUCAUACCUAUGUUUUUCACUUCCUUACUUCAUUUGAACAGAAAACAAAUGCAGGAAUGAGACGGGGUUGUCGGCACUGGCCAACACGAUCUACUGAAUCACAACUAUUUCGUAGUGAAACUUCGCGACUGGGGACGCAUUACCUUGUUCCAGCCAUGAUUCAGGCUACCUUUGGGUGACAUACCGAGCUUUUUAAAGCUGGUUGUUCAUAGAAUGAGUGAAUGUGGACAAUUAUGUUAGUUCCGUCCUAACACACUAAAGAAGAGUGAAUAACUAUUUUGGGGGGGAUUAGCAUGAGAUUUUUCUGAUCCUCACCGCAGAGUCAAGACAUCGAUCAUUCCCGGAGGGUGAUCUACAUAACUAUAGGUUACAUUGCGGCCAGUCAACGUGAUCAGCUUCGAUUCACCUGGCAGUUUCGAUUGUAAAUGAUGAUGAAGCUCAGUCGGCAAUUCACUGUUUUUGGAAGUGCCAUAUUCUGUGUUGUUAUCUUCUCAUUGUACCUGAUGCUGGAUCACCUGCAAUUAGACCAUACAAAAAGUCCAAACAACGGCGGGGAUAAAUUGCAAAAUGGCCAGUUGUCCAUCCUGCAGGAUAAGAUUGACCGCUUGGAGAGACUACUAUCUGAGAACAAUGAGAUCAUAGCCAACAUCAGGGACUCUGUGAUCAAUCUGAAGGAGUCGGUCAAGGAUGGCCGUGGGGGUCUUGACGGCGGGAACAUGAGCCAAGGGCCCUAUCUAGAACUGCUGGCUUCGCCUCCACUGGUCCUCCCUAUUGACUCACAAGACUGUCAGUUUGCGACAAGGGAGUUCUCCAAGCCAGCAGAUGGGGUGCAGUUGCUAGAUGUGUAUGACCUCCUGACCUUUGACAACCAUGAUGGGGGAGUGUGGAAACAAGGCUUUGAUAUCACCUACCAGGAUAAUGAAUGGGACAGCGAGCCACUGCAAGUCUUUGUUGUGCCCCACUCACACAAUGAUCCUGGAUGGCUGAAGACGUUUGACGACUACUACCGGGACCAGACCCAGCACAUCCUGAACAACAUAGUGGUGAAACUCCAUGAGGACAGCCGCAGGAAAAUGAUCUGGUCCGAGAUCUCAUACUUCUCCAAGUGGUGGGACAACAUCGACAACCAGAAGAGAGACGCUGUCAAGAGUCUGUUUGAGCAAGGCCAGUUGGAGAUCACAACGGGAGGCUGGGUGAUGCCUGAUGAAGCCAACUCGCAUUACUUUGCAUUAAUUGACCAGCUAUUGGAGGGACACCAAUGGUUGGAGAGAAAUGUGGGAGUGAAACCCCAGACGGGCUGGGCUGUGGAUCCGUUUGGCCACUCCCCUACCCAGGCGUACCUGUUGAAACAGGCUGGCCUGGCCAACAUGCUCAUCCAGAGGGUGCACUACUCCGUCAAGAAACACUUUGCCAGUCAGAAGACCCUGGAGUUCUUCUGGAGACAGAACUGGGACCCAGCCUCCAGCACGGACAUUCUAUGCCACAUGAUGCCCUUCUACAGUUAUGAUAUUCCCCACACGUGUGGCCCCGACCCCAAGAUCUGCUGCCAGUUUGACUUCAAAAGACUUCCUGGUGGGCGGGUCAGCUGUCCCUGGAGGGUCCCCCCUCAGCCAAUCACGGAUGGAAACGUACAACAGAGGGUUCAGAUGCUGCUGGACCAGUACAGGAAGAAGUCCAAGCUGUUCCGAACCAAGGUGGUGAUGGUCCCCCUAGGGGACGACUUCCGCUAUGCAGAGGCCUUGGAGUGGGACCAGCAGUUCCAGAACUACCAGAAGCUCUUUGACUACAUGAACUCUCAUCCAGAACUACACGUCAAGGCUCAGUUCGGCACCAUCACGGAUUACUUCAACGCUCUUCGUAAAUCGUCCAUAGACCCCGGUCACGCUAGUGCCUCUUUACCGGUGGUCAGCGGCGACUUCUUUACCUACGCAGACCGAGAUGACCAUUACUGGAGCGGCUACUUCACCUCCCGACCCUUCUACAAACACCUAGACCGCGUGCUGGAGUCACACCUCAGGGCAGCUGAGAUCCUUUACUCCCUGACCCUGGCUAAUAUUCAGAGGUUUGGGAAGCUGAAUGAUUUCCCAGCUGUGGAGAACAACAGACUGCUCACUGAAGCCAGGAGGAACCUGGGCCUGUUCCAGCAUCAUGAUGCCAUCACAGGCACCGGCAAGGACAUGGUAGUGAUCGACUACGGUACCAGGUUGUUUCAUUCCAUUUUGAAUUUGAACCAAGUGAUUGUCAACUCCGCUCACUGGCUGGUGUUAAAGGACAAAAGUGCAUACAGUCACAAUCCGUCAAAAGCCUUUCUUCAAAUGGAUGACAUCCAGCCUUCUCAAGAUGGCCUGCCUCAAAAAAACAUUCUGAAAAUCAGCUCACAGCCUAGGUCUGUGGUCGUCUACAACCCCACGGAGCAGGACCGCACGUCAGUGGUGACCGUGUACGUGAACACGCCCCACGUGUGUGUGAUCACAGACCACGGUCACCCUGUCCCCGCUCAGGUUAGCGCGGUCUGGGAUGACUCCACCACAGCUUCCACAGAGGCCUUCCAGUUGUCCUUCGUAGCUCAGGUACCAGCGCUGGGUCUUGGGCUGUACCAGUUGAGUACGGCUGUGAGCGGCGGGGCGGAGACGGCAGAGUAUGUUUUCCUCAGGCAAGGCGGCGGACUAUCCGUCAACAUGAAGCACUUCACCGUCAACAUCCCCCAGGACGCCUCCACCCCCCUCAGCAUCCACAACCCCCACAUCCAGAUCUGGAGCUCCCCCACCACCGGCCUGAUGGAGAGAUUGAAGCUGAAAGAGAACGGCUCAGAACACCAGAUCAAGGUGGAGUUUGCGUGGUAUGGCACAACCAGCAACCGAGAUAAAAGUGGAGCCUACUUGUUCCUGCCCGACGGGGAAGCCAAGAUGUACUCUCCCGCCCGGUCUCCAGUGAUACGGAUAACCAAAGGAUCUGUGUUCUCUGAAAUCACCACUACCUUCGAUCACGUGACACACACUCUACGCCUGUAUAACGUUCAAGGUGUGGAGGGCCAGGCAGUGGAGAUCUGUAACUUGGUAGAUAUAAGGAGGGAGUUCAACCAUGAAAUUGCAAUGAGGUUAGCAUCAGAUGUGGACAGCAAGGAUCGAUUCUUCACAGACCUCAACGGAUUCCAGAUACAGCCCAGAAGAACCAUGGCCAAGCUUCCCCUUCAAGCCAACUUCUAUCCCAUGACCAGCAUGGCCUACAUCCAGGACCCCGGUACCAGACUGACCCUGCUCACUGCACAGUCUCUGGGCUCCGCCAGCCUUGUGAGUGGCCAGUUGGAGGUGAUUAUGGAUCGUCGGCUGAACCAGGAUGAUAACCGCGGGCUGGGCCAGGGUGUCCUGGACAACAAAGUUACCCCCAGCACUUUUCGCCUGCUCCUGGAGAAGAGGGCCAAGACCGAUGGGGGGGAGAAACCCUCACCCCUCAGCUACCCGUCUCUGCUGAGUCACGUGUCGUCGUUGUACCUGAACCACCCUCUGAUCUCCAUGGCCGUCAGCACGGAGGCACAGUCCCUGUCCUUGUCCGCCUUCACCCCGCUGGCCUCAUCGCUGCCCUGUGACAUCCACUUGGUCAAUCUACGCAGCAUACAGUCCAAGGAGGACGGGGGUGGUCCGUCGGACGAGGCAGCUUUGAUUCUGCACAGAAAAGGCUUUGACUGCGCCUUCUCCAAUAGGAACACAGGGCUACUGUGUGCCACCACGCAGGGGAAGAUCCACACGGAGAAGCUGUUUUCAGAACUGAGAUUCCAGAGCAUCAUCCCCGUAUCCCUGACUCUGAUGCAUACGACUGAGGGAGGGUCGAGCAAAGAGGAAAUCAGACUGAAACCAAUGGAGAUCAGCACAUACCGCGUACAGCUGACAUGACAGCUGGCCAGAGAGCCUAGUGCCUAGUCUGCCAUGGCACAUGCCCAAAAUCUGGCCUCUGUUCCUGUGCCGAAAAACAUUGUCAGCGAGGCUAUGCAGAAGCCUAGGGACAUAGUACAUCCUUGGAACAGACGGAAGGAGGGAAAGAGGAAGAGAGAAAGAAGGAGAGAGGGAGGAGGAUUAGGAAGGAGGGAGGAGGGGAAGAAAGGAGAGAGGCAGGAGGAGAAGGAAAUGGAACUUGAUUAAGCUUCAUUUUAAAAGUGCAGUAUGAUAUUGUUUGAAUCCAGUAUCCCUAGUUAUCCUGCAGUUUCAGGUUCUGUAUGUGUUGUGAACGUUUGUGUUGCAAUUUCACUUGAACUCACUCUACUGAGAAGACCACAGGUCCACAUUUCCUUUUCCACUAAUAUGAUUUUGUACAAUGUGAUUCCUUGUCUUGUUUUACCGAGGUAUGGUUUCAAUCAUAGUGAAUAGUGCGUCAUGUCUUUGGCAUGCCGGAAAAAAGAUUUGAACGAAAACUGAUUCUAAAUAUAUAUUUUUUUAUAUGUUUCAUUGCAAGUGAGAUGCAGUUUUUAUUUUUCCAAAGAGCAAAAAUGUGCCUUAUUUCUCAAUUUCAUAAUGAGCCCAAUGUAUAUAUGUUGUUCCCCUUGGAGAAAAAUGUACGUUAGAAUUUACUAUCAAUGCGAAAUUACUGCAGCAAAUAGUUGUUAUAUAAUUGACAUGUGACAUCGCAUUCAUUGAUAUAGGUCUGUUAUUGUGACCUUCAUAUCCAUAUUGUUGUGAAUUCUCUCGUUUUUGUUGUUUUACACAGCUAUACCACUCUUGGUACAGCGCAGCAGUCAGUCAGAUGUUUUGAUCAAGAAAUGUUCAAAGGUGUAUCAAUAAUAAAGCCUUUUAAUCAGUUGCAGUUGCAGGAAAACGGCACCGCGGGUUGACUUGGAAUGUCCACACUGUGUUGAGGUGUUACUGUGAAAACAGACACACGCUGUUCCUCUCUGGGAAAAUGUCCUAAUUGGAUGUUGGUGAAAAAAACACACCUGUAGCGUUAACUUUCAAAGCCUGUUUCCCAGAUAUGGAAAAACCCAGGUUCUGCAUUAGAAAGCACUUUCAAUGGAAAUUUGGCAUCGAACAUGCUUUUUAGUCCAGGACUAGGCUUAAUCUGUGUCCGGGAAACCGCCACUCAGCGUGGUUUAUUAUAAUCUGCAAUUGAUUGAAUUGGGGCCUACAGCCUAGAUAUCAAACUAUGCAACUGAUCCAACUCACCAUUGAUACUGUAUAUGCAGCAAUCCCCUCUUUUCUCCUCAUGGAUCUGAAUGAGUUGAAUCCUCUAAAUCUACAAUAGUUAGUCAUUACAUUCUUGAGACACAUUUUGUUACUAUGGCCAAAAGCGUAUGACUGCUUGCUUAAGCGCAUGCCAAAGGUCACAAAUCCUGUCAUAUUUGCGCAACUAUUUUUGUUUUGUUCCGUUCUUGCCUGUGAUCUUGGCUAACAGAUGGAAUGCCUUAAACUGGUACCUGGACUGAGCCAUUUUCAAAUCCCCUUCAACAUGUUGCCACGGGGUUUUUAAUGAAUGCUUUCAACACAUUUGUGAAGUUCCAAGGAGAUGGAAAUGUUCCCUUACAUUUCCUGGGGUGUUUUUAGGUGAGUGUAUCUUAUGUGUGAUACAGAAGAAUGCCUAGUUAUUCUGGUGGUCAGAUAAUUGCACCUUCACUGUCAUGGUAAGGAAUUAGAAUUCUUGGGACAUUGGUUGCAAUUUUUUUUAAAUGUCUAUUUGUAAAUGAAUGUGGAAAUGGUUGUUCCGUAAUGUUUGAAUGGGAAUGGGAAUGUCAAAGCUAGUUUAAUAGUUCUAUCACAUCUCAUUAAAUUAUGGGGGGAAAUGUAUUAUCUCCUUUAUGAGUGACAAAAGUCCAUUUCAAGACAGAAGAUGGUCUAGGAGGAUUUGAAAUGAAAAGCAUAUUUGAGAAACAAUACACUUUACUUGGUAUAGAAUUGUAAUUGUUCUAUUGUCUGUCUUUGAAUCUCAGCAUUAGGGUAUGGUGUUAUGCGCUAAUCUCUUUCUACCAAUGUUGCUUGUUGAGAGUAAAAUGUUGUCAUUGUUUAUCUUUCUGUAAAUGUCAUAUAAUGGAGAAUAAAAAAUAAUAAAAUCCAA